AUGAAGGUCACCAAAGAAGAUCUGGAGCAGCAGAGACUAUUGCCGAAUCGUGGAGAGCACACGGCAACGAUGGAAAAUGAGGUCACACACAGUUCAUGCUCGACCCGGAGACGACCGCCACUGGUGCCUCUUCUCCUGGUAAUAGGGAUUUUCUCUUUAUUACUGCUCCCAAGCAGAAGCGCGGUCGGGUGUCAUAAACUACCUACAGCCGCACAAUCUACAUACAACUCAACUGCAACACCAUCAGACCACCGCCACCACCACCACCACCACUCCAGCGUUUCUUUGCUCUCUGAUGUGUGGGCACCAGAGACCGCGGCAAAAAGCAAGGAGUCAUCAUCCACUCCACAUCUGGGGCGCAUAGUCUCAGCUAUUCGCAAUGCUGCUGCAAGUGCACUUGUACACAAACGGCAGCUUGGGAUUCCAGGCCUUCCCGGGAUUCCAGGCCUCCCCGGGCUUCCAGGGCUCACGACCCCGCUGCGGUCGGUGCUGCAGUGCUUUGAGGUUUCCCAGCCGGUUCUUACGCCGGCAGGUAGUACUCGACCCGGGAAUGCGCCAUGCUCGGCUCUGCUUAUGGAACACGUCUUUGCCUUCAGCUACGGCAAGCCUUUUAUUGGAAACUACACGCCUCCCAACUGCGACUUCAACCGGGUAGUCAUGAACUUCAGUGUGGUGUCAGCAGGGAGACAGUUCGACCGCCUUGCGCUUAUGUACUUGGGCGACACAGAAGUCUGGCGGACGUCGACAGCCGAGCCCACGGCCUCUCCAGGUAUUCACUGGGAGUACCACAAGGAUAUGACGCAGUACCUAUCCCUCUGGAAGAAGCCGCAGACGGUCAUCUUUGACCUUGGCAAUCUGAUCAAUGCCAAUUACACGGCUUCCUUCAACACCACCUUGACGGCCACCUUCUUCAAGGAUGACGUUCGGACGGCGACCGCCCCGCCCGCCGAUGUGAUCCUCCCCAUCACUACUCUCAACUACAGCAGGAAGGAGGGUGCGCCACUCAGCGUCUUCCUUCUCCCGGGAAUGAACGCCAGCACCACCGUGAAGUCGUUUCCCCGCAAUGCCAACCGUGCCGUGCUGUCGAUCCAAGCCAACGGCCAAGCGGCGGAGGAGUUCUGGUGGUCGAAUUUCCUACAGAGCGACGUGGCUACCUUCAACUCCACCAACGGCAUGGCCCCGGGUAUGAGCCCCUUCCGCGAGGUUGCCGCCAUGAUCGAUGGCAAAGUUGCCGGUUUUCAAUGGCCAUUCCCUGUCAUCUUCACUGGAGGAGUAGUUCCCACAUUACACCGGCCAGUGGUUGGCCUGCAAGCUUUCAACCUUCGCGAGCACGAGAUUGACAUUACGCCAUGGCUUCCGCUCCUGUGUGACGGGAAUUCCCAUACUUUUUCCUUUGACGUAAGAGGAUUAUUGGAUGACAACGGUAAAAGCGGCACCUUGUCCAACAAUAUCUCCAGCAAUUGGUACAUUACCGGCAAAGUCUUUGUCUGGCUGGAUGAUGAAGGUUCCAUCACUACAGGCAGCAUCCCCGAGAUCCAAGGCGUGGACCCCUCGAUCGACAUCUCGCAACACUCCAUAGGCCGGGACCAGCGGGGUCGCAACCAGACUCUGACUUAUAAUGUCGCCGUCAAGCGCGAUUUUACCGUCAAGUCAACCGUAAAGACUCAAAAGUCGAGCUUCCAAUCCGCCUGGAGACAGCGUUUAUCCUACGACAACAAGAACAACGUCACCAACUACGGCCAGGACCAGGUCACCAAAUUCGACAUUCAGGGAUCCGACAGUGCCUUGUCCGACGAGAAAACAAUCUACGGGCAGGAUUACGAGUAUCCGCUGUCCGUCGACAUGCGGGUCAACAACUCCCCGCAGACGGGCACCAUGACGCUGAGCGCGGGCAUGCACCAGGGCAUGACGUUCCAGAUCGCCGGCAGAUCCGUCUUCCCAGAUGGGCUGGAGGCGUUUGCGGGGACGCGCAACGACAAGAACUUUAGCUCGAGCAUCCUCUCGACCUACCGCGACGGGUCGGCCACUUUCCAGCAGAUCAACAUCCCCGGGCGGCCGUCCACCUCGACAGGCUCCGGGAACAUCAGGCAAGAGUUUUCAUUUGGGGGCAACUUUGAACGGUACCCAAACAUAUUCAACGCCACGGGCGUCGGCUCGCAGCCGGACGUGAUGCUGUACUAUCGCAACCUGACCGUCGCCAACAACGCCGUGACGCGCGAUCGCGAGACCGUCGCCGGUAGGAGGAACGGCGAGGCCUCGUCUGAUACUUCUGCUGCCCCGUUGGUAGGCAGGAACGUCGAGCCUGAACCGGCGCCGAAUCAGGUCUUUUUCGACUCGGCAUCCUCCGGGGGCGAGUUUGCCCCGGCGAGGUUUCCGAGAGCUGCCGAGUUUGGCGUUGGAUAUGCCGCGUUUUUGGCAAGGCGGUGGCGGUAA
This is a messenger RNA of Pyricularia pennisetigena, 2433 nucleotides long. RefSeq lists its product as uncharacterized. NCBI's taxonomy places the organism in Eukaryota, Fungi, Ascomycota, Sordariomycetes, Magnaporthales, Pyriculariaceae. The transcript has 2 exons. The coding region runs from base 1 to 2433 and encodes 810 amino acids. The record is from RefSeq and is a predicted model, not a curated record.